UCUCCUCAACACACCGACAUGAAGAUUACUUCCACUGGCUUACUUGCUCUCUCAUCUUUACUGCCGUUUGCGCUCGGUCAGUCUCAGUUAUAUGGCCAAUGCGGCGGUAUAGGCUGGAGUGGCGCGACUACCUGUGUUUCCGGCGCGACCUGCACGGUCGUAAACGCUUACUACUCACAGUGCCUUCCUGGUUCGGCCUCGGCACCUCCAACUUCGACAAGUAGCAUCGGAACAGGAACUACUACUUCAUCCGCGCCCGGAAGCACUGGAACCACGACACCUGCUGCCGGCAACCCCUUCACUGGUUACGAGAUCUAUCUCAGUCCUUACUACGCCAACGAAAUAGCUGCUGCAGUCACGCAGAUCAGUGAUCCUACCACUGCCGCUGCCGCAGCUAAAGUCGCAAACAUCCCCACGUUCAUUUGGCUGGAUCAAGUUGCCAAAGUACCAGAUUUAGGAACGUACCUGGCGGAUGCUAGUGCCAAGCAAAAGUCCGAAGGAAAGAAUUACCUCGUACAGAUUGUAGUAUACGACCUCCCAGACCGCGACUGUGCUGCUUUGGCGUCCAACGGAGAAUUCACCAUUGCUGAUAAUGGCGAAGCAAACUACCACGACUAUAUUGAUCAAAUCGUGGCACAAAUCAAACAAUACCCCGAUGUCCACGUUGUUGCUGUUAUUGAACCUGACUCUUUGGCCAACCUUGUCACAAACCUCAGCGUCGCCAAGUGCGCGAACGCCCAGACCACUUACUUGGAAUGUGUCACAUAUGCCAUGCAACAACUCUCUGCCGUCGGCGUUACCAUGUAUCUCGAUGCUGGUCAUGCCGGCUGGUUGGGCUGGCCGGCGAAUUUGUCACCGGCUGCUCAGCUCUUCACAUCCUUAUACUCCAAUGCUGGGUCACCCUCUGGCGUUCGAGGACUUGCUACCAACGUUGCCAACUAUAAUGCCCUCGUUGCUACUACACCAGAUCCUAUUACCCAAGGUGAUCCCAACUACGACGAGAUGCUUUACAUCGAGGCUCUGGCUCCUUUGCUUGGCUCCUUCCCUGCUCAUUUUAUCGUUGACCAAGGUCGUUCAGGUGUCCAGGACAUCAGACAGCAAUGGGGUGACUGGUGUAACGUUCUUGGUGCUGGAUUCGGAACGCAGCCUACGACUAACACCGGAUCAUCCUUGAUUGAUUCUAUCGUUUGGGUAAAACCGGGAGGUGAAUGUGAUGGAACAUCGAACACAUCGUCACCGCGUUACGAUGCCCACUGUGGUCUUCCCGAUGCCACUCCAAACGCUCCGGAGGCUGGUACAUGGUUCCAGGCAUACUUCGAAACCUUGGUGGAAAAGGCCAACCCUCCUCUAUAGAGUUCCGAAGUCUUUGACGGGGUGAUAUUGGCGGAAACUUGAGUAAAACGUUUGUUCCCUGAACGAUUCAUAAUGCAUACCCUUUGUAUCGAAUUUUGGUUGCGAGACCCAAUUUUGAGACUAGGCUCCGCUGUCGUGGACCACACCUUGCUUGAAUGCGGCGCACAUAGGGCGCGCGCCGUGAGUGGGUAAGCGAUGUGAAUGGUUCCAAAAACUGUAUCUGUACUAUGUAGUGAAGCGCAGAAGCGCUUACUUCUCUCACCCC
Lentinula edodes (shiitake mushroom) is the source of this 1618-nucleotide messenger RNA. RefSeq names its product cellulase CEL6B. Gene Ontology annotation, cellular component: extracellular region. NCBI's taxonomy places the organism in Eukaryota, Fungi, Basidiomycota, Agaricomycetes, Agaricales, Omphalotaceae. The record is from RefSeq and is a predicted model, not a curated record. Gene Ontology annotation, molecular function: hydrolase activity, hydrolyzing O-glycosyl compounds; cellulose binding. Gene Ontology annotation, biological process: cellulose catabolic process. The transcript is spliced from 14 exons. The coding region runs from base 19 to 1353 and encodes 444 amino acids.